AUGACGGACGUUGCAAAGGGUAUGUCUGCUCGACUUCUCGAUCCAUCGGUGGUGAAUGGUCCGUCAAUGGAAUAUUCCUCGUCGGUUAGCUCUGUGCCGUACCGUCAGGGCCUCGUACAGCGGUCCUUCGCUCCGCUAACUCCGGGGGGUAUCAGGCAGUCGACGUUUACACUCAUCUCAACGGCUAUGGGUGGUGGGGUAUUGUGUUUGCCAUACGUCAUGAAACAAGUCGGCCUCAUCAAUGGAGUACUUCUAUUGAGUAUAUCAUCGCUUAUCGCUUUCGUCACGAUGUACAUCCUCAUUAUGUGUGCUGUUAAAGCGAACAAGCAUUCAUACGGUUCUCUCCUAGGCUACUGUGCAGGGAAGUGGGUGGCACCAGUGUUGGACAUCAUACUCUUAAUCUACGGUAUGGGAGCGGUCAUUGCGUACUUCAUAUUACUUGGUGACUUCCUGCCAGCCCUGUUCCAGCUGGUCGGUGUCACUGUAGCCAGUCGCACGAUCUGCAUGAUAGGGGUGGCAGCGUUUGCAGUACCGCUAGUGCUUCCUCGUCGUUUGUCGGCUCUCCAAUACGUCUCUCCAGUGGCGACAUUCUCCCUGAUCCUCACGGCUGUCAUCACUAUGGUCAAAGCUCAUCGUGAGUCCGUCAUCCUCCCACCCGACGCUCCGGUGGACUUGCUUAUUUUUGGAUGGCCACUGCUGAAGGCGUUCACCAUCACAUUAUUCGCUUAUAUCUGCCACAUGAAUGUCGUUCCUGUCGCUAGUGAGCUCGUCGAGCCGACUCCGGCCAGAGUCCUCAAGGUGACCUCUAGAGUGGCAUUUGUCCAACUGUCUUUCUACAUCGUCAUCGGUGUUGCUGGAUACAUCAGUUUUUCUCAUUUUACUCGUCAGAAUUACAUCACCAACUAUCCGUCAGGUGACGUUCUCAUUAGCUUAUGUCGUCUAUCGCUCUCGUGUAGUCUUCUUUUUUCCAUACCGAUAAACACCAAUCCGACUGCCAAAGCUGCAGUACAUUUUUUUAAAUCAAUUCGAGAACUCAUGGCCGACUCGAGAGGUGACCGCCUCCUCCCCGCUAGGAGGCGUGUGCUUUCCUCUGUCACCGAGGAGAAUGCCAGUGAAAGAGCACUGCGAAUAUUCUUCAGCUUCCUGGUCCUUGCUGUUACCUUGAUCGUUGGUAUUCUGGUACCAGGCGUGGCUGAUGUGGUUUCCCUAUUGGGAGGUUCCCUCGGCACCAUCAUCAUGAUCGUUUGUCCCCUAUAUAUCUUCGUAACAAUCAUGAAGGCAGAAUCGAAGACAGUUUUGGGCCGAGUUGUGGUAUGGUCUCUAGUCGUUGCUGGAGUCGUGGCAUUAACAGCAGUUGGUUUGAUGGUCACCAACACUAUGAAGAUCACCCAUCUGCCCUUAGCUGUGAACUAG
Messenger RNA from Perkinsus marinus ATCC 50983, 1413 nucleotides. Its product is annotated as transmembrane amino acid transporter, putative. The transcript is spliced from 2 exons. NCBI's taxonomy places the organism in Eukaryota, Perkinsozoa, Perkinsida, Perkinsidae. The record is from RefSeq and is a predicted model, not a curated record. Gene Ontology annotation, biological process: amino acid transmembrane transport. Gene Ontology annotation, molecular function: amino acid transmembrane transporter activity. The coding region runs from base 1 to 1413 and encodes 470 amino acids.